Rhododendron vialii is the source of this 2477-nucleotide messenger RNA. RefSeq lists its product as uncharacterized. The transcript has 6 exons. Gene Ontology annotation, molecular function: mRNA binding; translation initiation factor activity. Bases 212 to 2140 code for a protein of 642 amino acids. The record is from RefSeq and is a predicted model, not a curated record. NCBI's taxonomy places the organism in Eukaryota, Viridiplantae, Streptophyta, Magnoliopsida, Ericales, Ericaceae.
GUGCAUAGAACUGAAGCCGUAACUAGAACAUAAGCCGUAACUAGAACGCUAAACCUUCUCUCUCUCUCUCUCUCCUCUUUUCUUUCCAUCUCUUCUAGAUUUCUAGAGAGAGAUUUCUGAGACAGACGCAGAGAGGGACACAAAAUUUACACCUUUAUAGAUAGAUAGAUAUAUACAUAAAUAGAGAGAGAGGGAGAGAGAGAGAGAGAGAAUGUCGAAGAAGAAGGCCACUAUGACCUUGAAGGACUUCCACGGCGGCUCCAUCCCUUCCGAUCUCCCUCUCCCUUCUGCUCCAGGCGUAAUUGUUAGGCCUUCGGACCGACCCGGUUUGGACCGCCAGGUGGCGGCGUGGGGAAACCCCAUGGGGAGAUCGGAUCAUCGGUUGAGGCCCGGGUCGGCUGGGGCGGUGAGAAACUUUGACGACAAGGCCCCGUUUCUGGGCCCUGCCGCGCACAUUGGUAGGAAUUUCGAUGAGGACGAGCGUAAGCCUUUAGACGGUGGGUGGGGUACACGGAGAACAGUCAGCGAUGAUAGCAUUCAAGCGUUGCCGGUCCGCGCGGAGCUGAAGCCGGAGUAUUCGUGGUCUGGGCCAUUGCCGGUUGCUCACAUGUCUAAUAGUAGUGCGCGUUCGGAGCUGAAACCUGAUUAUUCGUCUGGGCCAUUGCCGGUUGCUCACAUGUUGAAUAGCACUGCGAGUUCGUAUGCAGGGAGGGUCAGUGAAGCAACUCCUGUGGGAGCGAAUUCUCAAAACUUUGGUGGAAACAAUUCUUACUUGCCGAGAUUUGUUGAAGCAGCUAAUGUGGGUGUGAAUUCUUUAAACUCUGGUGGCAAUAGUGGCCAGGGCCACCCAAAUGCGUGGGCCAUGAGGAAGGAGGCAGUAAAAGCCAGUGAGCCAGUUGCUCCCAUGUGGUCUGGUCCAAAUGCUGCUGCAAAGUUGGCUCAUGCCAGCGCUCUUGAAAAGGUAUCUUCUGGGAGGUGGCAAUCCAAGCAAGUGAUUUAUCACCCGCCAGAUGUUGAGGUCAUUAGGCAAAAUCCAAUAGAGAGCGAAUUCGGGUACAAGGAUGAUAGUUUUUACAGUAGGAACCGCCACCAUCAGGUGGAAAUGGAAAGUGGUGUGGAAUAUCAUGAUGAGAUGUUGGCAAGGCAUACUCAGAGGAGUUUGACUGACGAUGGUGGGAUUCAAGGUGGUGGGCAGUUUCCAACCCGUGAAGGGGUUAGGACUCCUAUGUCACUGGAAACAAUGGAGAGUAACCUUCCCAGGUAUGUUCCGGAGGUUCAGCCAACUCGUAAUGAUGGGAAAUUUGGUGGGUUGGAGUUGCGAUCAGAACGCCCUAAGCUAGAGCUACAUCCGAGACCCAAGCCUUCUGAGAGUUUGGAAUCACCUGUUAACUAUAAGAAGGGAUACCAGCAACCACGUAAUUCUGGUCAUCCAGAAAAUGUUCCUGUAUCCUAUGGAAAUGUGAAUCCCUCAAACUCCGAGUUAUCUGGAUCUAACAGUGGGAAUCAAGCUCUUGAACGACCAAAACUGAAUUUAAAGCCGCGAUCUCAGCCGCUUGAACAAUUGGAAGGGAACAUUGAAACAAAAAGGAACACUGUGUUUGGUGGUGCUCGUCCACGGGAAUUGGUUCUCAAGGAACGGGGCAUUGAUGAUGUUGCUGUCAUUAAUCCUGACGUCGGUCAAUCUCCCAAUAGGGUCAAACAUGAAGUUCCGAAGACUGAUAGAGUGCCUCCACAUGCAACUCCUACCCGUCACGACGAAAAGCCAGAAAACUCUCCCAUUGACAAUAGGAUCAGAAAGAAUAAUGAUAGGCGAGAUAACCGGGUAGAUGCUGAAAGGACUGAUACUCAGAGGAGGAAUUGGCGAAGUGAAAAUCAUCAUCGGAGGGACAACAGGGAAACAGAGAAGAACCAGCCACAGGAGAGGCCACCUUCACCUGAGACCUGGCGUAAACCAGCUGAGAAGCCGAAAACAAAAGCAGCUUCAGCAGUUGAGCUCGCCCAAGCUUUUUCAAGAUCUGUAUCGGACGCGAAAAAACCCGACCUGUUUCCCGGCCAAAGAGGUGGUGGUCCCAACCGGGGACCAGUGCCUUUUUCUCGGCUGAUGGAUCCAACCUCAAGGCCUCAAAUCAAUGGCUACUGAUAUUUCAGGAGGUGGAAUGGUUGAUCCUCAAUCGUGAUAAGACUCUGAUAGUCUGAUUAGAGAGUGUGGUUCAGUUGGGUAGAAGGGCAUUGGCAAUAUUGGAAGUUAAGAAUAGUCUCAAACUUGAAGAUCGUUCCUUGGAAGUGAAAAAAUAAUGGAAAACCCCCCCAAUUUGUCGUUCCGCUUACAGGGAUUGAAUUUAUCAUUUCCUUAUAGAAGAUGGAGGAUAAAUUAUUGUUGCCUAGUGAAUUCGAAAAAUGAGGGUCUUGGUGGAUUCAUAGCAUACAAUAUGCAUUGUUAGGAGAUAUUUUGCUAAUGUUUUCUGGAGGUUUUCUGA